This is a messenger RNA of Thlaspi arvense, 3264 nucleotides long. The record is from the annotation of a GenBank genome assembly. Lineage: Eukaryota; Viridiplantae; Streptophyta; Magnoliopsida; Brassicales; Brassicaceae.
AUGGGUGGAUUCGGAGGAAAGUCAUUUGCCGGAGGCCGCAAAAGCCUCAGAGUCGCCGUCGCUGGGGACAAAGGAACCGGGAAAUCCAGCCUGAUCUCGGCCGUCGCCUCUGAAACUUUCCCGGAUAACGUCCCGCGCGUCCUUCCUCCGACUACUCUCCCCGCUGACGCUUACCCUGACCAUAUACCUAUCACCAUCAUCGAUACUCCCUCAAGCAUUGACAAUAGGAUUAAGCUCAUUGAAGAAUUCAGGAAGGCUGAUGUGGUGAUUCUGACAUAUGCUUGUGAUCAGCCUUCGACUCUUGAUCGCCUGAGUUCUUAUUGGCUCCCUGAGCUCCGUCGGCUAGAGAUCAAAGCACCAGUCAUCGUGGUGGGCUGCAAGCUUGAUUUACGGGAUGAACGCUCUCCCGCCAGACUAGAAGAUAUAAUGGCUCCAAUCAUGAAGGAGUACAGAGAGAUUGAAACCUGUAUAGAGUGCUCUGCAUUGACCCUUAUUCAGGCCCCUGAUGUCUUCUAUUAUGCAUUAAAAGCUGUCCUUCAUCCAACAUUUCCGUUGUUUGAUCAAGAAAAACAUUGUUUAAAACCUCGCCUCCGCAGGGCAGUUCAAAGAAUAUUCAACCUUUGUGAUCAUGAUUUGGAUGGUGCCCUUAAUGACGCGGAGUUGAAUGAUUUCCAGGUAAACUGUUUUGGUACCCCACUUGACCCUGUUGAACUUAUGGGAGUUAAGAGAGUGGUACAAGAAAGGCAACCAGAUGGAGUUUCUGAUCUUGGUCUUACACUUCCGGGUUUCCUUUUUCUUUUUUCUCUUUUCAUUGAGAGAGGUCGUCCUGAGACGGCAUGGACUAUCCUAAGGAAAUGUGGUUACAAUGAUUGUUUAGAACUCAACACCGAGUUACUACACGUUCCGGCAAAGCAUUCUCCUGAUCAGAGCAUCGAGCUAACAAACGAAGCUAUGGACUUUCUGAGUGGAAUCUUCCAGUUGUAUGACCUUGAUAAUGAUGGAGCCUUACGGCCAGCUGAGCUAGAUGAUUUGUUUCAAACAGCUCCAGAUAGUCCUUGGCUUGAGGCUCCUUAUAAAGAUGGUGCAGAGAAAACGCCAGGCGGAAAUUUAACAGUCAAUGGGUUUCUGUCUGAGUGGACCCUAAUGACUCUAGUGGAUCCUCGAAAAAGUUUGGCAAACCUGAUAUAUAUCGGUUAUGGUCACGACCCAGCUUCAGCAUUCUCUGUUACUAGGAAAAGAUCAGUGGAUCGUAAGAAGCAGCGAACAGAAAGGAAUGUGUUUCAGUGCUUUGUAUUUGGGCCACAAAAAUCUGGAAAGUCUGCACUCCUCGAUGCUUUCUUAGGAAGGAAAUUUUCGGACAGCUAUAAGGCAAAAAUGGGUGAACGAUAUGCAGCAAAUGUCGUUGAUCAGCCUGGGGGUAGUAAGAAAACCCUCAUAUUGAGGGAAAUACCAGAAGACAGAGUGAAAAAUUUUCUGGGAAAUAAGGAGUCGUUGGCAGCAUGUGAUGUUGCUGUGGUUGUCUAUGACAGCUCGGAUGUGUACUCAUGGAAAAAAGCGAGGGAGAUAUUAAUGGAGGUAGCAAGGAGGGGAGAAGAGAGCGGUUAUGGUUGCCCUUGUCUUGUUGUUGCCGCAAAAGAUGAUUUGGAUCCGUAUCCAAUGUCGGUGCAAGAGUCUGAUAGGGUGUGCAUGGAAUUGGGAAUAGACGUGCCAGUGUCGCUGAGCAUGAAACUCGGGGACCAAAAUAGUCUCUACUCAAGAAUCGUGAGUACAGCAGAGAACCCUCACAUGAGCGUUCCAGAGACGGAGGCAGGAAGAAGAAGCAAGAACAUACGUCAGCUCGUGAAUAGCUCACUUUGGGUACAGCUCUUGGGUUUGCCGGCUUGGCAGCAUACCGCGCUUACUCAGCAAGGAAGAAUGCUUGAAAAAACAUUGAACGUUAUUAUUAAGACACAAAAUGCGACAGAUGUGAACUUGAUGGGAAAGCGAAAUAAAUAUAAAUCAGAUAAAACGCGAAAUGAAAAUGGACCGAACAAAAAAAUGGCGGCUUUAUCAUCUUCUUCUCUGUUUUUCUCCUCUAAAACAUCUUCUUCUCCGGUUAAUAAUAAUAGUCUCCUGAUCCCGCCAUCUCUCCACCGCUUCUCUCUCCCUUCUUCAUCUUCCUCUUUCCCCUCUCUCUCUUCUUCAUCUUCUUUGUCUUCUGCAUCUCUCUUCACCACAUUCUCUCUAAGGAGUUCUCGAAUAUCAUCAGCUCCUCAGCGAUUUACCGUUAAUGCAGAGAAGAAGAAUGUACUUAUAGUGAACACCAACAGCGGCGGUCACGCCGUCAUCGGGUUUUACUUCGCCAAAGAGCUCCUCUCCGCCGGCCACGCCGUCACCAUCAUGACCGUCGGCGAUGAAUCAUCCGACAAAAUGAAGAAACCUCCUUUCAGCCGCUUCUCCGAAAUUGUCAGCGGCGGAGGAAAGACGGUGUGGGGAAACCCGGCGGAUGUCGCGAAUGUGGUGGGAGGUGAAACAUUCGACGUUGUGCUUGACAACAAUGGCAAGGAUUUGGAUACUGUUAGGCCAGUGGUGGAUUGGGCUAAAAGCUCCGGCGUGAAGCAAUUCUUGUUCAUAAGCAGCGCCGGGAUCUACAAGUCCACCGAACAACCUCCUCACGUUGAAGGGGACGCAGUGAAAGCCGAUGCAGGUCACGUGGGAGUGGAGAAGUACUUAGCAGAAACGUUCGGGAACUGGGCCUCGUUUCGACCACAGUACAUGAUCGGCUCUGGCAACAACAAAGACUGCGAAGAAUGGUUCUUCGACCGGAUUGUGAGGGACAGACCAGUGCCAAUCCCAGGAUCCGGUUUGCAGCUAACCAACAUAUCUCACGUGAGGGACUUGUCUUCCAUGCUGACUUCAGCCGUCCACAACCCCGACGCCGCUUGCUGCAACAUCUUCAACUGCGUUAGUGACAGAGCCGUCACUCUUGACGGCAUGGCCAAGCUCUGUGCUGCCGCCGCCGGCAAAACUGUUGACAUCCUUCAUUACGAUCCUAAAGCCGUUGGGGUUGACGCCAAGAAGGCUUUUCCAUUCAGAAACAUGCAUUUCUACGCGGAGCCAAGAGCAGCAAAGGAAAUAUUAGGGUGGGAAAGUCAAACGAACCUACCUGAAGAUCUCAAGGAGAGAUUUGAAGAGUAUGUCAAGAUUGGCAGAGACAAGAAGGAGAUGAAGUUUGAGUUAGAUGAUAAGAUACUCCAAGCCCUCAAAACUCCUGUGGCCGCUUGA